Scylla paramamosain (green mud crab) is the source of this 3221-nucleotide messenger RNA. RefSeq names its product prolyl 4-hydroxylase subunit alpha-1-like. The record is from RefSeq and is a predicted model, not a curated record. The coding region runs from base 267 to 1844 and encodes 525 amino acids. Gene Ontology annotation, cellular component: endoplasmic reticulum. The transcript has 12 exons. Gene Ontology annotation, molecular function: protein binding; procollagen-proline 4-dioxygenase activity; iron ion binding. NCBI's taxonomy places the organism in Eukaryota, Metazoa, Arthropoda, Malacostraca, Decapoda, Portunidae. Gene Ontology annotation, biological process: peptidyl-proline hydroxylation to 4-hydroxy-L-proline.
AGUACUGACGCGGCGGCCACGCGAGCAGGGUGUGUGGCGCCAACGCUCCCCGGCAUCCUGACACGCUGACAUUCACACUUUGCUGUCAAACUGACUUCACACAAUUUUGUCCUGGCUUCAAGACUGACACUGAAGAAUACGAAACACUGUUGACUUCUCAUUAGCAGUUCAGUCAACGUUGUUCGAAUAUUAUUCACUGAAGACCAAGAUCAACUUCAGUGAACCUCAACUGUGCCUGAGAAGCCGCCAUAACACAAAAGCGAAGGAUGUGGCGAGUGUUGGCCUGUGUUGCCCUCAUGGCGGUGGCGGGACCUCAGCCUACCACGGGCGAGGUGUACACAUCCAUCCAGGAUCUGACGGCGGUGUUCUCCCUGGAGCGCCGAGUGGUGAGCGCCCUCUCCAACUACGUGGAUGACAUGGAGGCGAAGCUACUGAGGAUACGCAAGUACCUGCGGGAGUACGAGCAGGUGUCUGCCGAGGGCACUGUGACGGACGAGGUGACUAUGGAGAGGCUUGCGGGUAACCCCGUGCACGCCUUCCAUCUCAUGAAGAGACUCACCGUGGACUGGCGGCACCUCGAGGAGCAGUCAAAGGUGGACCCGUGGAUGGAUGUGAUCAACGCAAUGCGGGGCGUGGGUGGCGGGGGCGUGCGGCUGCCGAACGAGGAGGACUUGCAGGGCGCGGCGCAAGCUCUGGUUCGCCUCCACGACGUCUACAACCUGAACACCACCCAAUUGGCGAGGGGCAACGUGUGGGGCGUGCAGAGUGCCGCCGAGCUGACGGCGCAGGACUGCCUCUACAUGGGCAAGCACUCGUUCAAUCUGGGCCUCUACCAGCGGGCGGUCCAGUGGUUCGAGGAGGCGUACGCUCUGGCAGGUCUCGAGGGGAACGCCACCGUCACGCAGGACCAAGUCAACGUUUUCCUGGACACUGCCAUCAAAGCGCUGGAUGACAACCCCUAUGGCCAGCUGGAGAUCGGGCAGCAGGAGAACUUCAGUACUCGCACCAACCUGCAGGAGGAGCCCUCACCUUCACACCGCCUUGCCACUGUCCUCACUCCACGGGAGGACGCUGCCAACUUCCAUGCACUGUGUCGCGGCCAGCAGCUCCUGAGUGAUGCCUACGUGGCCACCCUCAAGUGCUUUUAUGACUGGCGGGGCGACGACUACCUGCGACUCAUGCCAGCACGCGUGGAGCGCCACCACUGGAACCCCGAGUUGCUCACCUUCCACCAGGUCAUCUCCGACAACGAAAUCCUCAGACUACAGCAGCUCGCCGCCCCAGCGCUGUCGCGCGCCAUGGUGCAGGGACCGCAGGGCAAGGGCAACACUGUCAGCAACACCCGCACUUCCAAGGUUGGAUGGCUGGACGACUCUCAAGACCCUCUGGUGGCACGCCUGAGUGCCCGCGCCGCCAGACUUACCGGGCUGUCUACCAGCGUGAGCAAUGACGACGCCGAAAUGCUGCAGGUGGCUAACUAUGGCAUUGGCGGCCACUACAACCCCCACCACGACUACCUCCUCGUGGACAAGACUGAGGAGGAGCUCAACAACAUCCAUCCUCGCGAGCUCGUGUUGGGCGACCGUAUUGCCACCUUCAUGUUCUAUCUGAGCGACGUGACGAGAGGUGGAGCGACGGCUUUCCCUCGCCUGGGCACGGCGGUGUGGCCAUCCAAGGGAUCAGCUGCUUUCUGGUAUAACCUGAAGCGGUCAGGAAAGGGCUCGCUGGCCACCCUGCACGGCGCCUGUCCAGUGGUGCACGGCUCGAAAUGGGUGAGCAACAAGUGGAUUCGCGAGCGAGGACAGUUCCUGAAACGAACGUGUGGCCUCAGCCCAGACGAGUAGUUGUCCUCACCGCCACCUGCACCGUCAUCAGAUUGGUUCACGACUCUUGCAAUACCUUUGGAUCAACGCAUUUGACCUGCAGAUACUAGAACAUGGAUGAUUUAGUUUCGUCACCAUUAACAUGUGUUCACUCGUCAUUUUUUUUAAGUUUCACUGCGAGAAAUUGAAAAGCUCCGGGAUGUGUCUCUCACACACACUGAUGGCAGUAUUGCGAGGCGGGACACAUAGGCACCCGUGACCUGUCCUUGUCUAGUUCAUAUGAGAGCACAACGUCUUGAUAAUUUCCAAGUGAGAUGGAAACAUGUUUCCGAAUACAAGGUAUUAAUAAUUCCGACUUAAUAAUUUAUUACCUUCGAACCGGCGCUGUCAUGUCACAUGUUCUUGGGCAGAAUGAUAUACAGGUGUUAAGCGUGUUUGUAAGGAGAGGUGGCGUAUUAAAAGCUUCAUAUAGGUAUUCAUGACCUGUACGUUUUGUAUACCACAUCUCGGUUAAUUAGUACCACAGUUUCCGGUACCUGUAUAUUGGUUCCUAAAUUACUGUAUAAGCAGAUCUUGCAGAAACGUGAUAUAUGACAUACUGAUAUCAGUUUUAUGGAAAAGCAAAUGAAGGUAAUGCCUCGCUUGUGUGUUGUGAUGGUGAGGCAGCGCAGACCUGCCCGAGUCCGUCCAUUUAGUCACUGAGGUUGGGUGACGAACGGACACGCAGUCCUAAAUAUUUUGAAUAAUGUAUGUGUUAUGUUGGUAGAUUUCGGUGCCGUCCAUGUUGCCUUCGUUCAUUAGGUGCUGAAGACACGGACUUACGGAAGAUGCUUUUUGUGAUUUCAUAUUUUCUUGUUUUGUGAUUCGUGUUCAAAUUAUCGAUGUGUUGGGUUGUGCAGUGUUGAUGCACUCAUAGGGGAAAAUGAUAGUUAGCACAUUUAGGUUUGUAUAUAUUGUAUAUCCGACAUUUAAUUCCAGUAUCGUCUAAGUCAAUGCCUCCAGGGGCAAAUCUAUCAUAAACAUUGAUUGAUCUAUUAUUAUCUAAUGAUGUUAAGUGAUGAACAAAACACACACACACACACACACACACACACACUGCAGGACUGAAUAAUACACAUGUUCUAUUGUUUUCUUCUUAUUGGCUCACCCUGCUGUCUUCUGAAGUAUUGCUACUCUGUAUUUCCUGUUUGAUAUAUAACGUGUAUGUAUCAUGUCUAUAUUAUGUAUUGAAUAUCAAAUAUCCAAGACCAUAUGGCCUUGGCCGUGAUGUGCUUAUCGUGAUAUUAGUGUGUAAUGAUUCCUAUACAGAAGCCAGUAUGUUUGUAUAAAAAAAAGGUGUAUAAUAAUUAAUGUAGUUACUUACUAUUGGCAUGUGAUAAUUAAAAUAUGUAUGCUUAA